This is a messenger RNA of Alternaria metachromatica, 7203 nucleotides long. Its product is annotated as Type I Iterative PKS. Gene Ontology annotation, biological process: fatty acid biosynthetic process; secondary metabolite biosynthetic process. The coding region runs from base 1 to 7203 and encodes 2400 amino acids. Gene Ontology annotation, molecular function: phosphopantetheine binding; oxidoreductase activity; fatty acid synthase activity. The transcript is spliced from 3 exons. The record is from RefSeq and is a predicted model, not a curated record. Lineage: Eukaryota; Fungi; Ascomycota; Dothideomycetes; Pleosporales; Pleosporaceae.
AUGGUUAUCAACGACUCAGGCCAUGAGGACUACGGCCUCAACCAACGAGCUUCAGCAGUUUCUGCUGCCCCGAAGCCCCGCAGAUACACACAAGAACCUAUCGCUGUUGUUGGCAUGGGAUGUCGUCUUCCUGGGGACAGCAAUUCUCCACAUGCGCUGUGGGACUUCCUCGAGCGUGGUGGCAUCGCAGACAAUACACCACCGCAAAGUCGAUUUCGUCUCGAUACCCAUCAUGACGGAUCCAAGAAGCCAAAGACCAUGAGAUCGCCCGGUGGAAUGUUCCUCGAGAACAUCGAUCCAAAGAAAUUUGAUGCCGCCUUCUUCAGCACGGGCAAACUUGAUGCUAUUGCCAUGGACCCGCAGCAGCGCCAACUUCUGGAGGUCGUCUACGAGUGUCUCGAGAAUGCCGGAAUCCCUCUCGAGAAGCUUGAUGGCGAAGCAAUCGGUUGCUUCGUCGGCUCUUAUGGAGUUGACUACGCCGAUAUGCAGGCCAGAGACCCUGAUGAUCGAGCUCCCUCUGUCACCAUCGGCGUUGGUCGUGCCAUUCUCAGCAACCGCAUCAGCCACUUCUUGAACAUCCAUGGACCAAGUAUGACGAUUGACACAGCCUGCUCGGGAAGUCUUGUCGGUGUCGAUGUGGCAUGCCGAUACCUUUCGAGUGGCGAGAUCGAUGGUGCUCUUGUGGCGGGUGCCAACCUCUACUUCAACCCGGAACACAACAUGGACAGUGGGCCAAUGAAGGGAGCGUCCUCGCUCUCAGGUCGCUGCCACACCUUCGACAGGAAAGCCGACGGCUACAUCAAAGGUGAAGCUAUCAACUGCGUGAUGCUGAAGCGUCUGUGCGAUGCGGAGCGAGAUGGCGAUCCGAUCCGAGCGAUCAUACGUGGUACCUCUACCAACAGUGAUGGGAAAACUCCCGGUAUCGCAAGCCCCAGUUCUGAGGCUCAGGCGAAGGCCACGAGGGCGGCUUAUGCCAACGCCGGGAUUUCUGACCUGUCAGCCACCGGCUACAUCGAGAUGCAUGGUACCGGAACACAAGCGGGUGACCCACAAGAAGUCAAGGGUGUUGCAUCAGUCUUCUCUUCCUCGAGACCUGAGAACGCACCUCUGAUAAUGGGAUCAAUCAAGAGUAACGUCGGUCAUUCAGAGCCAGCAGCCGGUAUCUCAGGACUCAUGAAAGCCAUCAUGUCUGUAGAGAAGGGGAAGAUUCCAGGUAACCCUACCUUCAUCGACCCUAACCCAAACAUCGACUUUGAGGGCUCAAGAGUCCGCGCAACUCGAUACACCAUACCCUGGCCUGCCCAAAGUGGUCCCAGACGUGCGAGCGUCAACUCUUUCGGGUACGGCGGGUCGAAUGCUCAUGUCAUCAUUGACCAAGUGCCCGAAGAGAACAGGAACUUUGUGUUUUCGAUCGGUGACGGCUUCGAGGAUCUUCUGGCAGAUGACGUUGCGGUUUCUAGGCCACACGUUUUGCUCUUCUCUGCAAACGACGAAACCUCGAUCAAAGCUUACACUGCUUCUUUGCGCAAACAUCUUUUGGAUCCGAGGACAACAGUAGACCUACCUGACCUUGCGUAUACGCUCUCAGAGCGACGGUCCCGACACUUCCAUCGAGGAUACAUCGUUGCGAAAGACCUAUCACUGGACUCCAACGCCAUCGCCUACGGUAAGAAGAACUCAGAUGCUCCAAGAAUCGGGUUCAUCUUCACCGGACAAGGCGCCCAAUGGUCGCAGAUGGGUAAAGCACUGCUUCAGAACUUUCCAGAAGCGCGCGCGGUCAUCGAGCGACUCGACACGGUGCUCCAGAGUUUGGUACAUGCACCUGAAUGGACUCUCCUCAAGGAGCUUACCGAAGCCCGGAGCCCGGAGAAGCUACGUGAUCCUGAGUUCUCACAGCCGCUCGUCACAGCCCUCCAGAUAGCUAUCGUCACUGUCUUCCGCAACUGGGGCAUCCAUGCUGAAGCCGUAGUGGGCCAUUCUUCAGGAGAGAUCGCUGCCGCAUAUGCAGCUGGACUCUUGACGGAAGACAAUGCAAUCAAGGCCGCCUACUAUCGUGGCUAUGCAUCGAAGGCGACCCGGGACUUGCAAACCGCCAAGAUGGGCAUGAUGGCUGUUGGCAUCGGAGCGGAAGAUGUCCAGCCCUACAUCGCGAAGGCUAGACUAGCAAAUCCGGGAUCGAAAGCCGUUACAAUCGCCUGUUACAACAGUCCAAACAGUGUCACUCUAUCUGGAACCGUUGACAGUCUGGAUGCUCUGCGCGUGGAGCUAGUUGCGGACCAGCACUUCGCCCGCAUGCUUCAGGUCGACAUGGCGUACCACUCAUCCUUCAUGGGAGCCGCAGGGGAAGAAUACGUCAAAUGUCUUGAAGCCGAAUCAUUUCGUACAACUGGUACUCACUCCAAGACGAAGAUGUUUUCGUCUGUUGAUGGUGACCUGGUCAACCGUCCAGUGGAUAUCGCGUACUGGAAGCACAACAUGGUGCAACCAGUAAUGUUCGAACAAGCUCUCGACCACAUGCUCUUUGGUGGAGAAUCAGUGAACUUUCUUAUUGAGGUUGGGCCGUCUGGCGCAUUGGCCGGACCCACCGCACAGGUCAAGAAAGCGCUACCUGGUGGCGGUUCGAAAGUUCAAUACUGCUCUGCCUUGACGCGUGGCAAGGAUGCAGAAAACGCUAUCUUCGACGUAGCCGGGCGGCUAUUUGUCGCUGGCUACGACGUGGACUUUACCAAGGUCAACUGCAUUCCUGCGCGGUGCAAAGUCGUAACUGACUUGCCCAAUUACUCCUGGAACCACAGCACCGACUACUGGUACGAGAACGAAGCCAGUCAGGAAUGGAGAGACCGAAAGUUCCCUCAUCACGACCUCUUGGGAUCCAAGGUACUCGGAACAGCCUGGCAAGCGCCUGCAUGGAAGAAAUCUCUCAGGCUUGAAGAUCUUCCUUGGUUGAAGGACCAUCGCCUUGGCCCCGAUGUCGUCUUUCCUGGAGCCGGCUACAUGUGCAUGGCUAUCGAAGCUAUGAUGCAAACGGAUGCAGUCCUGCGAUCCCAGACCGGCGCAGUCCUGAAGCACAAACAUCAAGUCCGUCUGCGCAACGUUUCUUUCGACAAGGCCCUCGUCCUGGAAGAAGGGAAGGAUACCAAGAUCAUGCUGACGCUUGCUCCUUUCGCCAGUCUGAAAGACUCUUGGUAUUUCUGGGUUGUAAGGUCUCUCGUUGCAGGCUCUUGGGUGGACCACUGCAAAGGCCAGGUCCGCAUGGAGAAAGACACGGACAUGCCCGCGUCUGGAAGCGACAUCACUCCACUGCAACAUGCAACCCCAGCAGCUCUUUGGUACAAGUCCAUGUCUGAUGUGGGCUACAACUUCGGCAAGGCCUUUCAGAAACUUCAGUCCGUCGAAGCAACAUCCGGAUCAAGACAAUGCAGAUCUCAAGUCGACUUCAGCUUCCCAGAAUCCGAUUUUACGCAGUCAGCGUAUCCUAUCCAUCCUGCAGCAUUCGAUGGCUGCAUGCAAUCCUGCGCCCCGGGGCUCUGGCGCGGCAUCAAGAGUAGCGUCAACGCGGUGCUGGUGCCCGCCAUCAUCGACGAUGUCGUCGUCAAGACAGACACAAAUCUGCGCGAAACCGCGAUCUCCGUAUCGAAGACUGUAUUUUCCGGACCUGGUCGCAAAGAUCUGGCCAAGAACCAUUCGUCCAGUGCGAAGGUCUACGAUCCCUCCACGGGCGGCCUCGUCUUCAAGUUGACUGGCCUGCACUACCACAUGCUCGAUUUCCAGGAUAAUCCAUACGCUGCUCACUCGUACAGCAGAUUGGUCUGGGGCCCAGACCUUACACUAAGCCCACAGGCCUGCGGGUCGAUCAAAGCCGCGGGUUGGCAACAAGUUCGAGAGAUCGUGGAGCUGAUCGCACACAAGAAGGCUAAUGCAAAGGUAGUCGAAGCUUCACUGAUUCCCGGAGAAUCGGCUAGCGUUUGGCUCGAGGGGUUGUCUUCCGCCUCCAAAGUUCAAAACGCUUUCAAGAGCUACACCCUCUUGACUCACGACGCCCCUGCAAUUAUCGACGCUCAGAGCAAGUAUGAACAAGUGCCUAGAACUUCGUUUCAGCUGUUGGACUUGGGCAAGCCUCUUGAGAAAGAGCCCGACGAGUCGCUGCGAGAUACUGACCUCGUUGUCCUGCGUCUGCCGCCAGGCGCACAAGAGACCAUCGAAGUGAUCAUGGGUAACAUCCAAAAGAUUCUCGAGACCAACGGACACAUCCUGGUACUCGAGCAGCGUUGUCCAUGGAACCCGGACGUGGACCAGAGCCUGGCUGGUGGGUCUGCGACGAAUGGCUUUUUGCGCGAUAGUGCGGAGCUUUUCGACUCCCGUGGCUUCAGGGUAGUGCAUACGGUGGACUGCGGCGACUCUGCAUCUCUGUCCCAUGCAUACCUGGCCGUCCGAUCUUACGACCAAAGCGAACCGACCACCUUGCCUCUCGAUGUUGUACACUUGAACGACCCUGGGCAGGUCUGCGACGCGAUUACGAAAGACCUUUCAGAUCGUGGUUGGGACGUCAAGCACGUUCGCCUUGAAGAUCUCGAUGAACGUCUUCGCAAAGACGCGACCGUCUUAGUAAUCUCAGAGCUUGAGACGCCGCAGCUGCCGACUCUAUCGCCUGCGCAAUGGGUCGCUGUCCAGCAACUCCUGCAGAUGAGGAACAAGAUUCUUUGGGUCAGCAAGUCGGCACAGUGGAAAGUCACGAACCCUGAUGGCGCUAUGAUUCACGGCCUGUGCAGGAGUGUUCGCACCGAAGACCCGUCCAUGAAGCUUACAACUCUCGAUAUCGAAGACGCGACCAACGAACACGCAGUGCCGUCCAUUGACCUACUACUGAGGGAAGUGCAGAAAACGUCGUCUAUCAAAGGCUUUGAGGGCGAGUACGUGGAACGCGAUGGCGUUCUUCACGUCAGCCGCAUCCUUGGCGAUGAUGACAUCAAUGCAGCCGAGCAGGCGAAGACGUCUGGCGCCCUUCCCGUUGAUCUGCGACUUCACGAAGCUCCAACAACGGUCCGUUUGAUCGCCGAGCGCGUGGGACAGAUAGAUUCGCUCCACUACGUUGAGGUUGACUCGGAGGAGCUGCCCUUGGCCAACAACAAGGUCGAAGUAGAGCUCUUCGCCUCCGCGCUCAACUUCAAAGAUGUCGCCGUCACCAUGGGCAUUGUCCCGGAGAACAACCAUCUGCUGGGCCUCGAGGGCGCAGGAGUGAUUCGGCGUGUUGGUGCGAAGCUCAACACACCCUUCCAUGUUGGUCAGCGCGUGCUGGUGUUUGAGAAGGGCACAUUCGCGAAUCGUAUCAUCGCCACUACUGAGCGUACGAUUGCCAUACCUGAGUGGCUCUCGUACGAAGACGCUGCGACACUGCCGUCUGUGUACUUGACGGCACUGUACAGUCUGUUCGACCUAGCGAAUCUCAAGCAUGGAGAUCGCGUACUGAUCCAUUCGGCUACGGGAGGCUUGGGUAUAGCAGCCAUCCAAAUAUGCCAGGCGGUUGGAGCCACGGUAUACGCCACGGUAGGACAAGAAGCCAAGAAACAGUUCCUGCAGGAUACCUUUUCGAUACCUGAAGAACACAUUUACAACUCCCGAACCAUCGACUUCGAGGCCCAGCUUAUGGAUAGCACCGAUGGAUAUGGAGUCGACAUCGUCCUCAACUCGCUCACCGGAGACUUGCUCGACGCAUCUUGGCGCUGCAUCGCCGAAGGCGGAACCAUGGUGGAGUUGGGCAAAAAGGAUCACAUUGAUCGCAAUACACUCUCCAUGGAGCCCUUCGCCCGGAACGCAUCGUAUCGCUGCUUCGACAUGUCGCAUAAGCAUGUUUCGGAUGAGGUUAUUGCAGUACUCAUGCGCAAGAUGAUGCACAUGAUAGUGACGCGUGGAGUCAAACCAAUCUCCCCUAUUGAACUCUUCCCAUACAAUGACAUCCCUUCGGCCCUCCGUUUCUUACGAAGCGCCAAUCACAUUGGCAAGAUCAUCAUCUCGAACAAAGGCCUCGCCGAUGCGGAUCCCGUUGUGCCAGUGCGUCCUGCUCCGCGGACGCUACAGUUUCGCGGCGAUCUAUCGUACCUCAUCGUAGGCGGACUCAAGGGCCUGUGCGGAUCGAUGGCAGUCGACAUGGCUCGACACGGUGCUCGCAACGUCGUCAUCAUUGGCAGGAGUGGCUACGACGAUUCCAGGUCUCAAGCAGUGCUGAAAGAUCUUGCCGCUGAAGGCUGCCACGUGGACCUGGUACGCGGCGACGUAGCCAAAGUGGAAGACGUUCGCAACGCAUUCAAGAGCGCCACGAUGCCUGUCGGAGGAAUUGUUCAAGGCGCCAUGGUGCUUCGCGACAAGCCCUUCGAGACCAUGACACACGAGGAGUACCAUGGGGCGAUUACAUCGAAAGUUGCCGGGACUUGGAACCUGCACAACGUCGCCCUGGAAAUGAGUCUCAAUCUGGAGUUCUUCACGAUGUUGUCCUCCAUCUCCGGUCUCAUCGGACAGCCUGCACAAGCCAACUAUGCAGCCGCCAACGUCUUCCUGGACAGCUUCGCAUACUACAGAAGAGGUCUAGGCCUGAAGGGUAACUCGGUCGACCUCGGCGCCAUUGAAGACGUGGGAUACAUGGCCGAGCACUCCAACCUCAUCACUGCGCUCGAUACUUCAGCGUGGACGCCCAUCAACGAGGCGCUCUUCCACAAGAUCGUGCGGUUCAGCAUCAUGCAGCAAGAAGAUACUCCAGUCAAUCCCUCUUCUUGCGCGCAGCUUAUCACGUCCAUCGCCGUCCCGCAAGCCCCGUCGUCGCGUUUGUUGACCGAUGCGCGCUUUUCAUCCCUGCUGUUCGGCAGCUCGGCCGGAAGCAGCACCUCUGAGGCGUCUGGGGCGAACAAGGAAAUCCAGGCGCUCUUGAUGACUGUGAAGACUGGUGCUGAGAUGCAUGUUGCGUUGCCGCUGGCUGUCGAUGUUGCGAACAAGCAAUUCAUGUUGACGCUGCGCGUCGACGAGCCUCUUGAGCCCGCCAAGCCAUUGUCGGCAUAUGGAUUGGACUCGCUCGCAGCUGUUGAGUUCAGGAACUGGUGUCGCGUUCAGCUUGGCGCCGACUUGACGACUCUGGAAGUCACCAGUGCGCCAAGCUUGUUGAGUUUGGCGGAGAAGAUUGUCGCGAAGAUUCAGGCAGCCAAUGUGGCGAAGUAG